UGAUUUAAUAAAUACCUUACAUUUACAGCUUCCAAAUAUUCUUAAAAUAAUUAUAGUAGUGCCACGUACACAUAAAUAUUUAAUAUAAUUAUAAUACUAAUAUUAUUUUUUGAAAAAUAUCUAUAUCAUUUUUAUACGAUAUAAAAAUGCCUGUAGAAACAAUCGAUGAUCCAUCCAUAUGUUUGAAACCAAACACAAAGUUAAUAGACUUUGUUUGGAAAUACAUAUCCGAUGUAAAUGAUGCCCCACCUGGUAUUGUUACUUUAAAGAAAAGUAAUAAGAAGUGCAAUGACGUUUUAUUGAAAUUAAGUGAUAUAAAUUGGUUAAAUAAUUAUUUACAAGAAUAUAGAAAAACUACAGAUAAAAAAGUAUAUUUACAUGAAAUAUUAGAGGAUGUUGAUGUAAUAUUACCAACACCAAAAAUUACACCCAGAAAUCCUGAAUUGGAAGCAAGGAUACAAAAACUGACAGCGCAACAAAAUGCAAGAGAAUAUAAAGCUAUGACUAAAAGUAUUGAUUCCACACGAAAAGAUUUACCAGAAGAUACAUUGGCAUAUCAAAUGAAGCAAAUAAAUAAACAACUAAUUGCUGUUGCACAAUUUAUCUUCUCUGUAUUAGCAGGAUUUGCAUUUGGUUUCGUCGGAGUAGAAUUAAUAGUUGGUAAUUUAGAUUUUGGAUUUAGACUGUUACUGGGUAUAAUAUGUGCAUUAGUAAUUGCUUUGGCUGAAAUCUACUUUCUGGCUAUUAAGUUAAAUGAAGACUGUUAUGAUGUAUUUUCAACGCCUAAACCAACAAAAUUACAUCAAGAAUAAAAUAUGAGUUUUCAUUAUCUUCCUUAUUGUCGCUAUUAGAACAAGAGUCAGUAUCAGAUUCGCUAUCACUAUCUGAGUCUGAGCUACUUUCAGAAGAACUACUAUUCGAUGAUUUAGAUGCCAUCAUUUCCUUGAAUUGCCUUACUGUAAUUUUUCGUGGCAUUAUUUCCCGUAAAAAUUCCAACGUAUCAUUUGUUUGUACAACUUCUGCUAAAUGCUUGUAAUCUAAAUUAUUCCCU
Vespa velutina is the source of this 1051-nucleotide messenger RNA. Its product is annotated as transmembrane protein 199. The record is from RefSeq and is a predicted model, not a curated record. The transcript has 3 exons. Gene Ontology annotation, cellular component: endomembrane system. The coding region runs from base 147 to 812 and encodes 221 amino acids. Gene Ontology annotation, biological process: vacuolar proton-transporting V-type ATPase complex assembly. Lineage: Eukaryota; Metazoa; Arthropoda; Insecta; Hymenoptera; Vespidae.